UCACUCUAACAUUUCUCCUCUCUCUCACUAGAGAAAAAAAAAAAAAAAACCCUAGCAGAGUCCCUCACCGCCGCCGCGAAGAUGCAGAUCUUCGUGAAAACCCUAACGGGCAAGACAAUAACACUGGAGGUAGAAUCCUCCGACACGAUCGACAACGUGAAGGCCAAGAUCCAGGACAAGGAAGGCAUCCCGCCGGACCAGCAGCGGCUCAUCUUCGCCGGAAAGCAGCUGGAGGACGGCCGCACCCUCGCCGACUACAACAUCCAGAAGGAGUCGACGCUCCACCUCGUCCUCCGCCUCCGCGGCGGCGCGAAGAAGCGCAAGAAGAAGACGUACACGAAGCCGAAGAAACUGAAGCACAAGAAGAAGAAGGUGAAGCUCUCAGUUCUGCAGUACUACAAGAUCGACGAUUCUGGAAAGGUGCAGAGGCUGAGGAAGGAGUGCCCUAACGCGGAGUGCGGCGCGGGUACUUUCAUGGCCAAUCAUUUUGACAGGCACUACUGCGGUAAGUGUGGCCUCACCUAUGUUUACGCCAAGGCUGGUGGCGAUUGAGAUUUUUUUUUAAUUAUGUUUUUGCUUUAUUAUUAAGACUUCUCUUUUUUUUUUUUUGGGAUUGUUAUACCGUUUUUUGUUCUAUCGUUUCUCUGGACGGAAUUCUCUGUUAUUAUUUAGGUUUUGUUUUUUUUUUUAUUAUAUGAAGUUGAACUUUGUAUUUGAUUGCAUGGUUUUUCAAUCUUAAAUCAGUUUGCAAUUAAAUGUCA
Erythranthe guttata (spotted monkey flower) is the source of this 761-nucleotide messenger RNA. RefSeq names its product ubiquitin-ribosomal protein eS31 fusion protein. Gene Ontology annotation, molecular function: protein binding; structural constituent of ribosome. The record is from RefSeq and is a predicted model, not a curated record. Gene Ontology annotation, cellular component: ribosome. Lineage: Eukaryota; Viridiplantae; Streptophyta; Magnoliopsida; Lamiales; Phrymaceae. Gene Ontology annotation, biological process: translation.